Messenger RNA from Carya illinoinensis, 768 nucleotides. RefSeq names its product ammonium transporter 2 member 3-like. The record is from RefSeq and is a predicted model, not a curated record. The transcript has 3 exons. Gene Ontology annotation, molecular function: ammonium channel activity. The coding region runs from base 1 to 768 and encodes 255 amino acids. NCBI's taxonomy places the organism in Eukaryota, Viridiplantae, Streptophyta, Magnoliopsida, Fagales, Juglandaceae. Gene Ontology annotation, cellular component: plasma membrane. Gene Ontology annotation, biological process: ammonium transmembrane transport.
AUGGUCGAUUUGCGGCGAGAGCUCGAUGCCUAUCCUGCAGCAGCAGCAGCGAGAGCAGCGACUGCACCAUCUGGAAAGGACACAACAGUCGCAUUCUCAUUGCUAGCGCCGGAUGUACAGACCACAGAGCUGGAUGCUAGCUCGGAUGAUAGUGAGAGCGAUGAUGAGGUACCUAAUGAUGGUCUCACAGACGAUCAGUCUUCUCCACCAUGGAACAACAAAGGAGAUAGUGCUUGGCAGGUCACAGCAGCAACUUUGGUGUGCUUGCAAAGCUUUCCUGGGCUGGUUAUCCUUUAUGGGGGUAUGGUGAAGAAGAAAUGGGCUGUGAAUUCUGCAUUCAUGGUGCUUUAUGCAUUUGCUGCAGUUCUCCUCUGCUGGGUUUUGUGGGCACAUCAAAUGUCCUUUGGCACCAAGCUCUGCUCAAUCGUGGGAGUGCCCGAUUUCGCACUGGCACAGAACUUUCUCUUAAUCCAAUCUAAACAUGGGCAUAUGCCAAUGGCUAUCUAUGUCUAUUAUCAAUUUGGUUUUGCUGUCAUUACUGUCAUAUUGCUUGCUGGGUCUCUGCUAGGGAGGAUGAACUUCUUCGCAUGGAUGAUGUUUGUUCCUUUGUGGCUCACCUUGUGUUACACAAUUGGAGCUUUCACUAUUUGGGGUGAUGGGUUUCUUGAAUCAUUCAUCAUUGACUAUGCAGGCGAUUUCGUUAUUCAUCUUUCUUCUGGGGUGGCUGGUUUCACUACUGCUUACUGGGUAAUCGACAUGAAAACCUAA